UCUGUUAUCUAUAAAUAAGAGAACUCAACAGUCACAUGUAUUCUCAAAAACAUAGAAAAAACAAGAAACAAAAUGCAUGUUUUAUUAUCCUUAAACUCAAGCUUAAGUUUAAUCAACAUUUCAAAGUCAUACAAACAUCAUCAUAGCCUUCCACUUUCAAAUAAUCAUCAGAGACAACCUCGUACAGUACAGUUUUCUGUCUCAUGCAGAGCCACAAAAAGUGUUCCAAUUAAUCAUAAGCUAGAUGAUGAAGAUGGAAACUUGUACAAGAUUCUAUCUUUGAGUCCUAAAACUGCAACAACAGAUGAGAUAAAGAGAGCUUAUAGAAGAAUGGCACUUCAGUAUCAUCCUGAUGUUUGUUACGAUGGUUUGAAGAAAGUCGAAUCGACUAGGAUGUUUGUAAAACUGAAUGAAGCUUAUAAGAUAUUGUUGAAUCCAAAGCUUAAAGAAGAGUAUGAUUCUAAGUUAUUGGGUUUGGGUGAUAUGAGAAGAAGUAAAUGGAUGGAACAAGUUGUUGAGUUGAAUAGAAGAUCUCAUCAACGUAAGGGUGGUGAAUCAUGGGGUUGUAGAAUGAGAGCCAAGAAGAAUAUGAACAAAGUUCAUCAGAAUAUCUAGUUUUUCAAUUAGCUUUCUUUUCAUGUAAUUAUUUUGUUGUAUUUUUCGUUAAUAGUUGAGAAUAAAGGAUAUUGACUAUUGUGAACCAAUCACAAUCAUAAUAAGUGUCAAAUUAUAUUGUUAUUUUUAAAUAAAUUAUAUGAUAUGACUAAAUGAUAAAUUUCUUAUUAGAUAACAGUGUAAAACUAU
Molecule: messenger RNA, 804 nt
Organism: Vicia villosa (hairy vetch)
Lineage: Eukaryota; Viridiplantae; Streptophyta; Magnoliopsida; Fabales; Fabaceae
Product: chaperone protein dnaJ 20, chloroplastic-like
Exons: 1
Coding region: 73-615 (180 amino acids)
Cellular component (GO): chloroplast
Source: RefSeq, a predicted model, not a curated record